CCACUUCUCUCACUCGGGCAUCAAGAAGCCCUUUUCUGAAGUUGUCCUCCAGACGAGAGAAUCCCUAAAAAAGCCCUAUUUUCCUCUGCCACUCUCAAUCCUCGCAGGCCAUUAAUUGUUUGUUUUUUCACCUUUCAAGCUCUCUGCGCAUCUAUUUGAAAUAGAGGAGGAACAAUCAUCGGUAGUGAUGCUGACGCGCGCCCGUUGUCUUUCCUUCUUCUUCGCCAAAACCCCAAUACUUUGCCAUGUCGGCCAUACUCGCCUACGCCCACUUCUCCACGGUUGCUCUCAUCACCAUUUCAAACCCACUACCUACAGUCCCUACAUCAAAGAUCGCAUUUUUAUGAACAAAUCAGCGCAUUUCUCGAAUUUAGCUCUCUCUGCAACCAAUAAAUAUAUUCCUGAAUCGUCAGCAGCAGCAAAAACAAUGUCCAACAAAGCCAGGAAGAAGGCCAGACGAGAAUCGCCUGAAGGAGUGCUCAGAUUUAAACUAGAUAUGUGUUCGAAGCGCGGUGAUGUUGUGGAAGCUCUUCGCCUUUAUGAUGAGGCUAGGAGUCUAGGGGUUCCGCUUAGCCAGCACAAUUACAAUGUUUUAUUGUAUUUGUGCUCUUGUUCGGGGUCGAAUGGGGAUGAGAAUGUGGUGAAUUUGGCGUUGAAGAGAGGUUUUGAGAUUUUUAAGCAAAUGGGUGUUGAUGGAAUUGAGCCUAACGAGGCUACAUUUACUAGUGCGGCGAGGUUGGCCUGUGCGAUGGAGGACCCAGAAAUGGCGUUUAAUUUGGUGAAGCAGAUGAAGAGUUGUGGUAUUCCCCCCAAGUUGAGGUCGUAUGGACCACCACUGUUUGGGUUUUGUAAGAAGGGGGAUGCGAAUAGAGCAUAUGAGGUCGAUGCCCACAUGGUGGAAUCCGGUGUGGUUGCUGAAGAACCUGAGCUCUGUGCUCUGCUUGGGCUUAGUGUGGAGUCGCGGUGGGUGGACCAGGUGUAUGAGAUGAUGCACCGCUUGCGAGCAUCCGUGAGGCAGGUCUCAGAAUCAACUGCUGAGGUUGUUGAACGAUGGUUCAAUUCCGAAGAUGCUGCAGGAGUUGGGGAGGAGAAUUGGGACGUGGGGAAGGUGAGGGAAGGGGUUGUCAAAGGGGGAGGGGGCUGGCAUGGGCAAGGGUGGCUGGGGAAAGGGAAAUGGAAGGUGGGGAGGACUGAGAUGGAUGAGGCGGGUGUGUGUCAGUCGUGUGGCGAGAAGCUUGUUGGCAUUGAUAUUGAUCCAAGGGAGACUGAGAACUUUGCUAGCUCUUUGACCAAGUUGGCUUGCCAAAGAGAAGUUAAGGCAGAUUUUGUCCAGUUUCAGGAGUGGCUUCAGUGGCAUGGUCCAUUUGAUGCAGUGGUAGAUGGUGCCAAUGUGAGCCUGAUCAAUCAAAAGAGCUUCAGCUUUUUCGAGCUUAACUCUGUUGUAAAUUGCUUACGUCAAAUAAGUCCAUCAAAGCAAUUACCACUUGUUAUCUUGCAUAGAAGUCGUGUAACUGGUGGUCCUGCUCAGAAUCCCAAUAACGAGAAGUUGAUACAGAGUUGGAAAAAAUCUGGUGCACUUUAUGCUACGCCUGCUGGUUCAAAUGAUGAUUGGUACUGGUUAUAUGCUGCUGUUAAUGGUAACUGCUUGCUAGUGACAAAUGAUGAGAUGCGAGAUCAUUUGUUCCAGCUGCUUGGAACUAGCUUUUUUCCUAGAUGGAAGGAAAAGCAUCAGAUAUUGCCCAACACGGGCAUGACUUCACUUGAUAGUGUUCUUACUCAGGGCAUGAAUAUGAAGAAAAAACAUGAGGUAGAGGUUCUUUCUGCUGUUGUCGAUUCAAUUGCAAACAGUGUGGGAGCUGAUACAAUAGUAGAUGUUGGUGCUGGUCAGGUGGGCCCUGUUCUUUCUUCUUCUGUUUUCCAGUUUUGUACAUGUGAUCCUAAUGUUGAGACUGCUUAAUUUUUUUCCCUUUUUUAAUCCUUUCAUUUCCAUUUGAACAUGUUCGUGCAAUCAAUUAUUAGCCAGGCAUUAUAAGGCAUCUGAGCUGAUGCAUGCUGAUUCUAAGAGUUGAAAUAUCUUACUGCAUUUGGUUAAUCUAGGUGUAUUUUGAUGUUUAUUAGGUACAUGUGGUUUUCUAGAAUGAUUUUAACUGUUUAAGUUGCCAUUUCGUGCUUGUAGAAUUGCAACAAUUGAUAAGAAUUUUGAGGAGCUGCUUCAGCUUUUGUUUGUAUAUUGUCCUUUGAGAGGAAAUGUGUGUUCUUUGAUUUGCUCAUUCUCUCUUUUUGGGAUCAAUCAUCCUUCUUUUCACAGCCCCAUUAAUCUCUUCACUCUCUCUCUCUGUUUCUCUCUUCCUCUUAUUAAUAAACAGGUACAGUUUUAUAGUUUUUACAAUAAAUGUAACGAAAAGGAACUAUUUUACUCUGUCUGAAUUGCAAAUCUGAAUGAUUUAAAUUGCCUCGAUUAACCAAUGAAAGAUUAAAUCAUAUCAUUCCUUAUCCUUGGACUUGUUUAGGUCCACUAAGUUAAAUGAAACAAACCACAACAGAUAGUGAUACUUCAGUAUAUGACCACCUGGAGAGUAGUAAAAGAUCAAUUGUUAACAAUGAUGGGAAAACAAGCUACUGUAAUGUAUCUAUAGUAAUAUAGAACCAUGUUUAGAACAUUGAAAAUGGAGGAACACUGGAAACACCUAGGUUGAAGUAGCAAAUCAUAUGGAACAUGAAGCAAUAAUAAAGACAUAAAGUAACUGCUCCCACAAUAGAAGGAAUGACUAUCACCUGUCCCAGACAUAUUUCAUUUACCAGAAAGGCCCCUAAAAGAAAGAAAAUCUGAACUCAGUAGCUAAGAAGGACAGUGAGGGCAUAAUUAUUUUGUUAGCUUCAUUGAUUGGUUAGGCUCAAAGUAAAGGCAGGUGAUGUUUUUUGCUUCUUUCCCUUUCCCUUUGGGAUGAGCCUUUAGGCUUAUACUAUAUACUUACUAUAUACUUUGAGGGCACUGUUUUUGGUGUCUCCUCUUUUCUAUAUAUACUACUUAUCUUUACCUAUUAAAAAAAUCAAAAGUUUAAUAGCUCCCUAUGCUCCAGGAAGGAAGUCAUCUUCAACAAUAUACAGUAUGAAUCCAUAAUUUGCCUUUCAAUAUCAAUAUCAUUUUUUUUUUUUGAGAGAUUCCUUUUAAUACCAAUAUCAUAUCUUUAUCAAUUUCAGUUUUCAACUUUAUUUUCCAUGUCCAGUGGCAUUGUCUAAUUUUCAGCAUCAGUUUAAUAAUCUUUACUGUUCAGCAGAAAUAUUGUUUACUUCUCAUAAUCUUUAAAAUUCUAUCUUUUUCACUUUCUUAGCACUAAUUUCCUUUAUUGUUAUCACAUGCUUUUGGUUCAGUAUAUCAAUUUCACAUCUACACAUUCACAAUUCAACACAUCUAGCUUAUUACAUUUUUGGUUCUUAGUUUUAACUUCAACUUAGUGGGCUUUUACAGUUGGUUUGACUAGUCUAAGUAGAAUGUAUAUUGGUGUGCUAAAGCUUACUGACUGAUCCAGAUGCCCUGACUUGGAGACAUAUAAAGUGAGUAGCACUGAGUGGUGGAAUGUGAUCUACUGGCUUCUAAUCAAUUGUUUGUUUAUUCAAUGUUCGGUGCUGUCAGCAGAGGCAAAGAGGUUUGCUUUGGUUUUCCUGUGAGGGAAAGUCUGGGGGGUGCACUUUGGCUGUUAAGCUCUGUAGUCUUGGGGUGGUCAUUCCAUCCCAAAGGGACAGGGGAGGGUUUAGCGGGAAGUUACAAUUGCUGGAGAGAACAAGACAAAGGUUUCAUUGACCCAAUCUUAUGCAGACAAAACCUGGAAAGUUUUAAGUGGAGGUAGGAAGGCUAUUUGGUUCUAGUUAGAGGAAAGUGAAAGUUCUCUCUAGAAUGGAAGCUUUAAAGUCUAGUUUGGUGGGCAAAUGUGGGGAUUUUCGUGACCCAGUUCCUGACCUGGGUGGUUUAAAUACUUGGGUUGUUGAGAACUGGCAGUUGCAUGGAGUGUUGUCGAUUUCCUUGUUUGGGGUUUCUCUUAUUUUGUUUGAUUUUGAGGUUUCCUCGGACGCUUAUGCAAUGUCAAAUAGGGGGUUGAGAUGGUUUGAAAAUAAACGUUUGCUUCUUAACAGAUGGGCCCCUGAGGUGGGGUGUUUUCAAAGUGGGUUUUAUACUAAUGAAGUGUGGGUUAGAUUGCUUGGUCUCCCUUUGCAUCUGUGGAGCAAGGAUUCGUUCAAAUUGGUACCGACAGUUGUAGAGGAUUCUUUGCAGUAGAUGAAGUUAAUACUAAAAAUCUCAAUAGCCAAUGGGCCAGAAUUCUGGUAUGAUCUAAUGGAAGGAAAGUGUCGGGCUCCCUACAAGUGGUUGUAGGUUUUCUUUGCUUCGCUAUGCAGUUGUGGUGGAAGGUUCCACCAUGGAUGUCUCAGCUAGUACUCAAAGGAAAUGAAAAUGAAAGUUGAAAGGAAGGUUCAAAAGAAAGAACACUUCCAUCAAUUGUUGCAUUUUUCAGUUUGUAGCUCAGAGAGGCAAACUGUCUAAAAGCACUGCAGACGAACCCAGGUCUAUUCCAGUAGAGUAGCAAAUCAAAAUCCUUCCCAUGUCCUGGAAACUAAAAGCGGAGGAACAUGGCAAGUCAUUUGUAAUGGACCUUGUACAUCUACACCUAUCAAGCGUCUAGUUUUUUUAUCUGGAGUUCCAUGACAGAACAUUAUAAUAAGCUCUCCCAUUUGAAAAAGGGUAAAGAGGCAAAGAAAACAAAUAUGGUUGUUUCAAGAUAAUAUAGAUAUGCUCCCCCAUAAAGCAGUUCAAAGUUCAGAGGGAAGAGACAGAGUGAACAAGAAAAUCUAGCUUCUCUAAACUGACUCCGAUCACAAUAUGCCCUUGCCCUUUAAGCUUUCUUCACUGGACAAGGUGCCACAUCUGCUUCUAAUUCAAUUAAGCGUUCAAGCAUGCAGGUAACACAUCCAACAAUAUCACUAGUUCUUGAGACUUCCUUUUCAAGAAAUCAUUUUUUUCCAGCUUUGUCAAAUUUCACGAUGAGUCUGCAUCAACUCAGAACAUCUGCAUCAACUCACUGCCACUGCCGCCACUUUGACUAUUAAAUCCCACUACAGGCAUGGAGCAGUGUGCAAAAUCCAAUAACAGCUUUUUCUAGUGCUCAUUGGUAUGUGGAAGACUUGCAAGAGCUCGACUAACAUCUUUCUACUGAUGGCUCUAGCAGCAUCUGCCCUCACCGCGGCCAUGUUUGAAGAGGGCCUGCAUGAGCAAUGACUGCAUGAUACCAUCAUAUUUGUUUAAGCAGUAUUUUGUAAGAAGGCCAAAGAAUUCAUCGAAAGAGGCCUGCCACAAGGCUCGAUUAUUCAUAUUGCAGUUUCCAGCAACAUGAGGAUCGAUUAAAAUUUCAGUUGCCAUCUCAAGCACAGAUUUUAGUAUUACAGAAGCUCCAUCACCAGUAGAGCUUCCACGGGGACGGAAGGGAGGUUGCUUUGACGAACAAACCACUACUGUAAGACAAACACUUACAGCACUGAGAUCCAUUCCACGAACACACGAGGAAACGACCCUUGAGAGGUUAAUGGUUGUUUCAGUCGCUCCAGAAUCAGAGGGUAGGACACUAAAUAAAAAUCUUAAAUGGCGAAAAAUAUAUAGACUAUUCAAAUGAGCUCUCCGAUUGGAAAGAGUAGCUGGAGAUACUUUUGAGAGAAGCUUCCUACCCUUGGGAAUUGAAACUAACCGUAGGAACACAAGAUCAUCCUUGGGGGCUAGCCCAUCAACGUGAGCAUGCUUCCCAAGCUGGUCAACCAACUGAAGUGAUGUUGCGAGUCCCUCCAGUAGGGUCUGCCAUCUCCGCCUCAACCGGGUCCCGCCAUCUUGGAGCUAAUUGAAUUGUAAAAAUCGAUCUGUGUCAUCCACAUCAAGGAGAAGACAAAGACCAUCCUCAAGGGCGACCCUUGCUGCAAGCAUCGAUUCCUGUUCCAGGGCCCAGCAACAGAUGACUUUGGAGGGUCAACUUCAAGAAGAGGACGGGGUAUGCGGAUGGAUGACAAUGGAACCCUUUCAAGAGCAUCAACCUGGAGAAAAGCAUGUGGCUCAAUGUUUGCACGGGCUCGGGGUGGGAGUUCCCUAAGGUGAGUUGGGCAUAAAUGGUGCUUUAACCUUGCUUGAGAAGAUUUUUUUGCAAGACAAGCCUGAUAGUAAUAAUCAUCCAUGUAUGGAUCAUUGCUGUGCGUUGCAGCAAGCUGCAUUCUAAGGAUAGUUUCAAUUUCAUCAGCUGUCAAUAUUCUUGGAUCUGAACUAUGGCCACCCAACAUCACUCUUCUAACUGCUAGUAUAAAAGCCCUAUUGAGACAAGCAUGAUUCGGUCUA
Messenger RNA from Vitis vinifera (wine grape), 6364 nucleotides. Its product is annotated as proteinaceous RNase P 1, chloroplastic/mitochondrial. Gene Ontology annotation, biological process: tRNA 5'-leader removal. Bases 188 to 1957 code for a protein of 589 amino acids. Lineage: Eukaryota; Viridiplantae; Streptophyta; Magnoliopsida; Vitales; Vitaceae. The record is from RefSeq and is a predicted model, not a curated record. Gene Ontology annotation, molecular function: protein binding; ribonuclease P activity. The transcript is spliced from 8 exons.